AUGGAGUCAAUUAAGAGUCUACUUGGAGCGACAGAUGAUCAACCAAAGGAGGAGCCAUCAAUGUGGAAGGAGCUAGACGAACAAUGCUCAUUAUCAUUCACUCAACGAUUGAUCGGUGCAGGUAUCAGUCUUGGUUUAGGCAUAUUCUUUUGUUUCUUAGGCUUCAUGUUUCUCUUAUCACCUACAACAUUUGCAUUCCUAUACACUGUUGGCAACUUGUGUAUGCUAGCGUCUACAUUCUUCAUUGUUGGACCGAUGAAGCAGAUGAAGAACAUGGUCCAGCCACAUAGAUUGAUUUGCGCCAUCGUCUUUGUCGCCUCGAUGGUACUUACAUUGGUCGGUGUCUUCUUGGGUUGGUUAUUCAUCAUCAUCAUCUUCCUGGUAAUCUUCCAAAUCUGCGCACUUGUUUAUUAUAUGUUCUCUUAUAUACCAUAUGGAAGACAAUGUCUGCGAGGUAUAUGUGGAUCAGUAGCGUCAUCAGUCUAA
Acytostelium subglobosum LB1 is the source of this 486-nucleotide messenger RNA. RefSeq lists its product as hypothetical. Gene Ontology annotation, biological process: vesicle-mediated transport. The record is from RefSeq and is a predicted model, not a curated record. NCBI's taxonomy places the organism in Eukaryota, Evosea, Eumycetozoa, Acytosteliales, Acytosteliaceae. The transcript is spliced from 4 exons. Gene Ontology annotation, cellular component: membrane. The coding region runs from base 1 to 486 and encodes 161 amino acids.